Molecule: messenger RNA, 516 nt
Organism: Trypanosoma conorhini
Lineage: Eukaryota; Euglenozoa; Kinetoplastea; Trypanosomatida; Trypanosomatidae
Exons: 1
Coding region: 1-516 (171 amino acids)
Source: RefSeq, a predicted model, not a curated record
AUGCUCGCCAGCUUUGCCUCAGCCUCCUCUGCAUCGGCCUUGAGUUGUGUCUUUCGCCUUUUGGCCGCGGCUAUCAAUCGGCGCAAGUUUUUCUCCCGCUGCACGGCCCUCUCUAUCUUGCCAUCCAGCUCCUGCACCGCAAGCACCGUCGCCGCGGUCUCCUCCACCUGCCUCCGCAGCCUUUUGUCCAGCACCGCGAGCCGCUGUGCCCGCUUCUCCACCGCCCGCCGCGACUCCCUGGCCUCCAACUUGAUGUCCGUCACGAGCGCCGCCCAGUCAAACGGCCGCGUGCUCGCAGGCGGCGACAGCGACGGCGACCCCUCGUCGGCCCCUACGAGGGGCGCAGUGGGGCUCUGCGAGGGCAGCUCCGAUAGCGCCGUCGUGGGGACCAAAAAAAGGAAAAAAAAAGCACACACACAAGCCAAGAAAGUGUGGGCGGAGUGGAAGGCCGCGGGAGCGACUUCCCUUAAAGCGCCGAUUGUUGCCGCUGUCACGAGCGAGGGAAAACCCUUGUGA